Molecule: messenger RNA, 1472 nt
Organism: Cornus florida
Lineage: Eukaryota; Viridiplantae; Streptophyta; Magnoliopsida; Cornales; Cornaceae
Product: chitinase-like protein 1
Exons: 4
Coding region: 245-1204 (319 amino acids)
Biological process (GO): cell wall macromolecule catabolic process; carbohydrate metabolic process; chitin catabolic process
Molecular function (GO): chitinase activity
Source: RefSeq, a predicted model, not a curated record
ACUACCCAACCAAACACAAGCAUUUAAUUAUUUUAUCAUUCAUAUAUAUAUAUUUUAAUUUAUUCCCAACAAACCUGAAAUACAUCCUUCAACAAACAUUUUCUUCCAUAACCCAAAGAAUAUAUUAUAUAAGGUAAAAAUAAAUAUUCAGAAAUCAACUCAUCAUCAGCAUCAGUUUCAUUCUCAAACACACCAGAUCUAAGCAAGGAAGAUCUUCGCUCUCCGAUUUCUGAGCAGGGAAAGAAUGGACACGAAAUGGUGGGUUUUAGUUAUGGUGAUGGCAAUAGUGAUGGUUAUGGUGGGCACUUCAAAUGGGGAUUCUUCGACUCCGACAUUGGUGAAGACGGUGAAGGGCAAGAAGGUGUGUGACAAAGGUUGGGAAUGCAAGGGUUGGUCCAUGUAUUGCUGCAAUCUCACCAUAUCAGAUUACUUCCAGACCUACCAUUUUGAGGAUCUAUUCUCGAAGAGGAAUUCACCGGUGGCCCAUGCCGUCGGCUUCUGGGACUACCGGUCUUUCAUCACUGCGGCUGCCAUUUAUCAGCCCCUCGGCUUCGGCACCACCGGUGGCAAGCUCAUGCAGAUGAAGGAGGUUGCCGCCUUCCUCGGCCAUGUUGGCAGCAAAACUUCCUGUGGUUAUGGAGUGGCCACAGGGGGGCCAUUGGCUUGGGGUCUAUGCUACAACAAAGAAAUGAGUCCCAGCCAAUCAUAUUGUGAUGACUACUACAAGUUCACCUACCCGUGCUCUCCUGGAGCUGAAUACUAUGGCCGCGGUGCUUUGCCUCUCUACUGGAACUACAACUACGGAGCAGCCGGGGAAGCCCUGAAGGUUGAUCUGUUAAACCAGCCCGAAUACAUAGAACAGAAUGCUACCCUGGCCUUCCAGGCUGCAAUCUGGAGAUGGAUGACCCCGAUCAAGAAGUCGCAGCCUUCAGCCCACAAUGUCUUUGUUGGCAACUGGAAGCCCACCAAGAACGACACUUUGGCCAAGCGGGUUCCUGGUUUCGGUACAACGAUGAAUAUCCUGUAUGGGGAUCUUGUUUGUGGCCAGGGUGAGAUCGACUCCAUGAACACCAUCAUAUCCCAUUACCUACAUUAUCUUGACUUGUUGGGCGUCGGUCGAGAACAGGCAGGACCCAAUGACAUACUCAGCUGCGCCGAGCAGAAAGCUUUCAACCCAUCCUCUCCCACCACAUCUUCUUCCUGAGGUUUAAAGUGCCACUUGCCAUCGUUGUCGACUGAUCCUCUCUAAAGUACCAUAAAUAAGAGAGGCAAGUAAAUGUUGCUGUGAGAUCACAUUUAUAUUUAGCUGUGUGAAGAAAAUUAGACUGAACAGUUACAAGUUGUGCAUUAUAUGUGUGCUGUUUGGUUGUCAUAUUUUAGACUCUUGCGUUUCAUUUUUGCGACUGAUGUAAUCUUUAUACAUGUAUGUGUUCCAACAAUUCUACAAUGAAAGAAAAUUGUAUUAGCUCUCA